This is a messenger RNA of Geodia barretti, 951 nucleotides long. NCBI's taxonomy places the organism in Eukaryota, Metazoa, Porifera, Demospongiae, Tetractinellida, Geodiidae. The record is from the annotation of a GenBank genome assembly.
CGCGGUCGCGCGUCGGUGGGUAGAGGAUCGAGGAGGGGAGGAGGAGGUAAUAUCGAAUGUCGUCAUGCUCUCGUCGCUGGCGGCGUUCCUAGUCCUCCUCGUCUUCCUGCGGGGCCUCUACCUCACAGUUUCCAGGUUCUGGUGGCGAGACGCGGGACGAAGACCCUCCGUCCGCUAUCGUAAGGACUCCCAUCUCUGUCCCGAUAUCGUCCGGGCAUGCACAACCCUCACCCACAAGUACAGACCUCCACUGUUGUGGGGAGACAGUGGUCAUAUCCAGACGGCCUACAACGUCCUCGUGGGCCACGUCUUUGUCCCAUCUCCCGUGGGAGAUAGACAGUCUCUCUCCACUCCCGAUGGGUCCACUGUGACCUAUGACCUCUACCAGCCACAGCACCCCACCACCUCCUCCCUCUUCUUCCUCCUCUGUCCUGACAUAGGAAACUGCAGCGAGACGUUCUACAUCAGAUCAUUUGUCCACUACCUACUGAGCAAUGGACAUAAUGUGGCAGUUCUCAACCACAACAUCGUCGCAGUAGCUGCUGGGUUUGUGGAUGGACUAAAGUAAGCAUCAUUCCUAUACUCAAUCAAACCCUCACUUUAGCUAUAUACACACAAUUCUUUCACUUGCUUACAGUUGUAGCUUUUAUUGCUGGCAAGUGAAGCUAGCCUACCUAGCUAGUCGUCUGAAUGUGAGAUAUGUUGUACCACACACUGCCACUGCACAUACAGUAAUGUUCCAUGUAACGCUCAAAAAAGUAAACGUAAUUCUAUCUUAGCACGUGCGAUAAAAUGCACUGCUCGCACUCACUUGCCAUAAUAUGUUCUAUUAUAGUACGUUAUAUUACAGACCCACUGUUCUAUUGGUAGGUAUGGUGCCAGUACCAAGAGUGCAGUCAUAAGAAUAGGACUCCAGGAGAUGUGGAGAUUCAUCUCUUUCUACUAUAAGGU